Messenger RNA from Lemur catta (Ring-tailed lemur), 3879 nucleotides. It is a transcript of the gene ANTXR2, whose product is annotated as ANTXR cell adhesion molecule 2. The transcript is spliced from 17 exons. The record is from RefSeq and is a predicted model, not a curated record. Gene Ontology annotation, molecular function: signaling receptor activity. NCBI's taxonomy places the organism in Eukaryota, Metazoa, Chordata, Mammalia, Primates, Lemuridae. Gene Ontology annotation, cellular component: membrane. The coding region runs from base 531 to 1982 and encodes 483 amino acids.
GCCGAGCCGGGGGACGCGGGGCCUCGGUGGCUCCGCCCGGCCCGGGGUCGCCCAGCCUCUCCCAGGGCCGGGCCCGCGGCCAGCGGCGCAGGGAAGAAAGUUUUGCAGCGCCAGGGACGUCGGGCGGAAGGAGCCGGAGGGGACCGGUCUCCACCGCAAGUCGAUCGCUGUCGCCGCGUCCCCAGGGCGCGCCCCGUCUCCACCGCAGCCGGGACUUCGGCCCCCGAGGCGGAACCGGCCUCCCCGUCCGGGUGUGAGGCUCGCCCGGGCCGGGAGGGACCCGUCCCGCCCGCUGUCGCCGGCCUCAUUGUCUGCAGGAACUCUCCGGAGUCGGGAGGGGGGGGACUGGGUCGCAACUCCGCGGGGACUCGGCCCGAGUUCCGGCGGCAGCUGCGGCGCGGGGAGCCUCCCUUUGUCCUCGCAGGGCCUCCCUCUCUCUGCCCGCGCUCCCUCCGCUGUCACUCGCGGUCCCCGCCGUCCCAGGCCCGGGGCUCCGCGCCCAGGAGGGAGGCGCAGGCCCCGGCCGCAGGAUGGUGGCGGGCCGGGCCCGGGGCUGGCUGGUCCCCGCGCUGUGGCUGCUGGCGCUCGGCCGUCCCGGGGGACUGUCGCGCGCCCAGGAGCAGCCGUCCUGCCGGAGAGCCUUCGAUCUCUACUUCGUCCUGGACAAGUCUGGGAGCGUGGCGAAUAACUGGAUUGAAAUCUACGAUUUUGUCCAGCAGCUUGCAGAGAGAUUCGUGAGCCCUGAAAUGAGAUUAUCUUUCAUUGUGUUUUCUUCCCAAGCAACCAUUAUUUUGCCAUUAACUGGAGACAGAGGCAAAAUCAGUAAAGGCUUGGAGGAUUUGAAAAGUGUUAGCCCAGUAGGAGAGACUUAUAUCCACGAAGGACUAAAGCUAGCAAAUGAACAAAUUCAGAAAGCAGGAGGCUUAAAAACCUCCAGUAUCAUAAUUGCACUGACAGAUGGGAAGUUGGACGGUUUGGUGCCAUCGUAUGCAGAGAAAGAGGCAAAGUUAUCCAGGUCACUUGGGGCUAGUGUUUACUGUGUUGGUGUCCUUGAUUUUGAACAAGCUCAGCUCGAAAGAAUUGCGGAUUCCAAAGAACAAGUCUUUCCUGUCAAAGGUGGAUUUCAAGCUCUUAAAGGAAUAAUUAAUUCUAUACUAGCUCAGUCAUGUACCGAAAUCCUGGAACUGAGGCCCUCAAGUGUCUGUGUUGGGGAGGAAUUUCAGAUUGUUUUAAAUGGAAGAGGAUUCACGCUGGGGAGCCGGAACGGCAGCGCUCUCUGCACUUACACCGUGAAUGGAACGUACACCAAGAGUGUAAAACCAGUAAGCGUGCAGCUGAAUUCUAUGCUUUGUCCUGCACCUAUCCUGAAUAAAGCUGGAGAGACUCUUGAUGUUUCAGUGAGCUUUAAUGGAGGAAAAUCUGUCAUCUCCAGCUCAUUAAUUAUCACAGCCACAGAAUGUUCCAGUGGGAUCGCAGCCAUCAUUGUCAUUCUGGUGUUACUGCUGCUGGUGGGCAUCGCUUUGAUGUGGUGGUUUUGGCCCCUUUGCUGCAAAGUGGUUAUCAAGGAUCCUCCUCCACCACCACCACCUGCACCAAAAGAGGAGGAAGAAGAACCUCUGCCUACUAAGAAAUGGCCAACUGUGGACGCUUCGUAUUACGGUGGUCGAGGGGUUGGAGGAAUUAAAAGGAUGGAGGUCCGCUGGGGUGAUAAAGGCUCCACCGAGGAAGGCGCCAGGCUCGAGAAAGCCAAGAACGCCGUGGUGAAGAUUCCGGAAGAAGCCGAGGAGCCGCCCCGGCCCCGGCCCCCGCGGCCCAGGCCCGCCCACCAGCCCCCGCAGACCAAGUGGUACACGCCCAUCAAGGGUCGUCUCGAUGCGCUCUGGGCCUUGUUGCGGCGACAGUACGACCGGGUCUCCUUGAUGCGACCUCAGGAAGGAGACGAGGGCCGGUGCAUAAACUUCUCUCGAGUUCCGUCCCAGUGAAGGGGGAGCCGGAAGACCAAGAAGGUACGAAGACGGCACGUUUUUCACACUGCUGAUUUCCAACCAAAGGGGAAAAUCAAGUGCAUUUCAGAGCUUUUGGAAGAGCAGCUUAAUUCCUCUCAGUCGGGAAGUGUUUUCUGUGCCUUCUGCUUUGCUUGAACCAAACAUUUUCAAACACUUGUUCUGCCAUCUACAUGGGAGGUGAUGAAAGUCAGUGGUAACUCACGAUGCAUGACGUUGAAAAGAGAGAGUAACGUUGACCUGCCUGCUGUGGUUUAUACGAGAAAGUUGGUUGGAAUGUGUGGAAGAGGAAAAAGCAACAACAUGAAGAGGAUGUCGAACCAGGGCCCAUAACACAAGCAGCCAUGAUGGGUGUUUAGUGGAGACAGGAGUGUUGUUGUUUUUUUUUUUUUUUACAUGGAAACAUGGCACUUGAGCUUUCGUAUGGCAAGAUCUGUAGCUGUGAGCAGGGUAGGAGAUUUCCCACCAGGCUCGGCAAACAAAGGAGCCCGUUGCCUUGUAGCUAUGUCACAUCACAAAGUCCUGCCAAGCCCCCGUCACAGUUGCCUUACGGGAAGUUUCUGACUGGAAAAUCUUGUCAUUUUAACACUGAAAAGUGCACACGCAUGACAAAAUGUAGACAGGAUGCCUCAAGGUAUUGGUAGCAAGCAAGAUUUUUGCCCUUUAGUUUUUGAAGACACCUUUCUUUCAUUAUGCACUCGGGACAAGGAAAUUAAUAGAGCGUUAUUCUGCAGGGAGACGGCCUCCAGCCAGAGAUGUGGCAUGGAGUUCAGGGGACUCGUGCUCCGAGAACUUGUCCCUGUGGCUGGUAGAUCCCCCCUUGUCCUGUGUUUGGGAUUUAGUAGUGCAUAAAGCAUUAGCAUCGGUAAACAUACCUAGGAGUUUUGUUUUGCCUUUAAUUUAAAGGAAGCAGUAACCACGAAGCUUCCGCUCAGGGUUUUUUCUUCCUUCAAGUCUCCAAGGGCUCUUCAGCGUCACAAGCCAGCAACUCUCUUUGCAUGAGAAUUUCAAAGUUUAAUUAAUAUAAUUAAAGGCAACAGCAAGCAGCAGCCUGUGAAGAUUUUGCUCAUCUUUUUUAUGCCUUUUGACAUUGAAUGACCUAUUACUGUAUGCGCCUUGCUUGGAUUUCGAAGGGGGGUGUACUCUACCUUGGUUGUGGAUUCAGUGCAGGAAAAAGACCUCCUUUCUUCAAUGUACGGAUUGAAUGUUUUCAGGAGGGCCGCCAUCCCGAAACAUCGAUGAUGCAUGUAUGCUAAUUUUUUAGAGAAACCACCAUCGUGUCAUGUCGAUGAUGCCAGGUUGUGUUAGCGUGAGCAGAAGCACCGGGGGGGAGGGAGGAAGGCAGCCGCUGAAGGAAAAGGCUCCAACGAUCUAGUCACUUUCGAUACUGUACUUGAGAGCGAAAUGGAUAUUCGAGUGGAGACCUGACAAAACGCGCCUGCUUUGAUGUGAACCGGUCUAGACAAUGACCAGUGGCCGGGUCAGUGGGAUGUCUCUCUGCGAGCACAGAGGCUCAUCAAGUGACACUAAAAAUAAGUUCAGCAACCAUCACAUGGGAAAGGAGAAGGCGAGCACUUCAUGUUCAGUGGGCAUGUGAGCGCACAAGACGGAGCGAGCGAUUCGGAGCGUCCUGGUAUAAUUACCCACUUUGUGCUCCUCAUGGAAAUUUCUAAGGACGGGAGUGAUUCUGUCGGUUGGUGUCCGGGUUUGUGGCACUGCUCCAAGAAGCCUUACGCACACACACACAUAUAAAAAAAUAUGUAUACCUAUGUAACCUCUAGCUUGAAACUUCUGCUCGAGUUUAUUUAUGUCACUGGCUGGCUGGAUCCAAAGUCAUGUGUCUCACAUAUUCAUAAAUAAAAUUUUUUUACCUGUG